Candidula unifasciata is the source of this 1017-nucleotide messenger RNA. The record is from the annotation of a GenBank genome assembly. NCBI's taxonomy places the organism in Eukaryota, Metazoa, Mollusca, Gastropoda, Stylommatophora, Geomitridae.
AUGGGCGGGAUUUUCUCACAAGAAAUCUCUACCGAAGACGAGGUCACAACAAUCAGAGAUAGCUUAGGGUUGACACCUUCACAGCGAUUGGACAACCCACGGUUGCAUGAUGUGCGCUUGCUGGCUUGGGAUCCCAGAUCCCCGUCAGAUUUUAUUAGCAGGACCCCUAUAAUUGUGGAGAAGACCCCAGUGAUCCAGGCCAAGAGAAUGAAGCCAUCGUGCAGUGCUACAAGUGCUCUACAGGAGGGUCCAGCCAUUAAGGAUCCAAGGUCCCCCACGAAUGAAUUCGCUAGAACACCAAUUAAUCCAUGUCAGUCCUCAUCAGCAGUUGUCGUGCGGCGGAAUGUAGUAUCUACAAACCACACAGAAGAAUCAGGCGUCAACGAGCUGAAAUCCUAUUUGGAACUUGCCAGUCAGCUUCCAGUUUUUGAGUCUAAUCUAGGAGUCUCAGGGAAAACUAUGCCACCGUUGGAGAAGCCGGAAUCAGGGGAAGCUGGAUCUCUACUGGAAAGUCCAGAGUCAGCGGAGACAGUAUCUUCCCCAGAAAAUCCAGAAUCAAGGGACAUUAUAAAAGAGGGAUCAGAGAUGUUCGUAGAGAAGGACCUCAAAUCUUUUGGAGAUCUUGAAGAUGCAGUAGCACUUGAUAUCAUUGAUACUGAAUGUGGUGAUGGAUGUGACGACAAUGCUGGAUGUGACGAUGAUGCUGGAUGUGUUAAAGAUGAUGGUUGUGAAGACAUUGAAGCUUCAACAGAGACAGUGGAUAACAAAUUCAUCUCAAAAGCCAAACACGUUGAGGAGAGCACUCCAAAGCUGGCAGUCCUAAUUCCGACAAAAUCUGACAACCGGAUACGAAUGAAACCGAAGAUGCUGUCCCUCCAACCAACCGUUCCCAGAUCGCCGCUGUGUGUAGUGCAGAAUUCUCACCGGAUCUUGUCCAACCACCGCCACAACUCCGUGAAGUCCAAGUCUAACCAUACAAACAACAUGGUGCUCGAUAAGGAGAAUGUCUUUCAUUGA